CGUAAGGACGGCGGACUGCCUUGGGGCCCAAGUGAAAAAGGCCUACCUCUCCUGAGUGAGGGUCUUCAGGAGUUCUUUGGGGCUAGAGGAGUCCUGAAACCAUGGAUCACCCACAUCUACUUUGAGAGAUGCUUUAGAUUUUUUUUCUGGAAGCCCUGAAACUACCCUAAACUUGUAUGUGUUGUAGAACAAAUCUAUGUUCUAGAGGCUGGAAAGCCCAAUAUCCAGGUGCUGGCAUCUGGCAAGGGCCUUCUUGCUGCGUCUUCUCAUGGCGGAAGGUGAGAGGGCAAGAGAGAAAAAGAGAGGCCAAUGGUGGCAGAGCCUGCAUAGAGUUAUGCUUCGUGGUGUUCUGGGAAAAACCUUUCGACUUGUUGGCUAUACUGUUCAGUAUGGCUGUAUAGCUCAUUGUGCUUUUGAGUACGUUGGUGGUGUUGUCAUGUGUUCUGGACCAUCUAUGGAGCCUACAAUUCAAAAUUCAGAUAUUGUCUUUGCAGAAAAUCUUAGUCGUCAUUUUUAUGGUAUCCAAAGAGGUGACAUUGUGAUUGCAAAAAGCCCGAGUGAUCCAAAAUCAAAUAUUUGUAAAAGAGUAAUUGGCUUGGAAGGAGACAAAAUCCUCACCACUAGUCCAUCAGAUUUCUUUAAAAGCCAUAGUUAUGUUCCAAUGGGUCAUGUUUGGUUAGAAGGUGAUAAUCUACAGAAUUCUACAGAUUCCAGGUACUAUGGACCUAUUCCAUAUGGACUAAUAAGAGGACGAAUCUUCUUUAAGAUUUGGCCUCUGAGUGAUUUUGGAUUUCUACGUGACAGCCCUAAUGUCCACAGAUUUUCUGAUGAUUAGCAAGCAUUUAUACUUUUGAUGUGUUUGUGUCCUGUUCAAGUGAACUUAUUACUGCCAUUGAAACCGUGUAUUUACUAAUAAACUAUUUGCUAUUCA
This is a messenger RNA of Cynocephalus volans (Philippine flying lemur), 931 nucleotides long. It is a transcript of the gene IMMP1L, whose product is annotated as inner mitochondrial membrane peptidase subunit 1. Bases 269 to 835 code for a protein of 188 amino acids. Lineage: Eukaryota; Metazoa; Chordata; Mammalia; Dermoptera; Cynocephalidae. Gene Ontology annotation, molecular function: serine-type endopeptidase activity. The transcript has 8 exons. Gene Ontology annotation, cellular component: membrane; mitochondrial inner membrane peptidase complex. The record is from RefSeq and is a predicted model, not a curated record.